UCAGCAUCAAGUGCCGCCUGAGCGCAGCGUCCCGGCUGCGUCUUUCCUCUCAGACUCUCCAGAGGAGCCAUGAGGAGCAGGGAGUCUUGGCCCUGCUGAUGACAGCACGUCAGUGGGAUGGAGUGACAGCCGUUUGUUUGCCACCAGGAUCACGUUCGUUUAUAUCUGAGGAAAACAAACAAUACCCUGCGGAUUUGACAUAAUCCAUCAAUCGGAUGCGAGCAGAGCCUGACCCGACUUAACCAUGGGCCCCAUACCACUUUGCAUCCUUCUCCCAGUGACGGUGCUGACUGUGGUGGUGGCUGGAGCUGUUGAGGAGAACACGAUUGAUGACAAGUACACCUGGCCACAAUGGAAGGUUCCCCUGGUAAAGAAAAGACGCACUGUGCCCCUCAGCAGCCCAAACUUCUCAGCCCAUCCUCAACUGGAGCUGAAUGGUACCUGCGGGAUCGAGUGCCAGCGUCACCUUCCCACACCUUCCCUGAACGAUUUGGAGCAGUUCCUGUCCUACGAGACGGUCUUUGAGAACGGAACACGCACGUACACCUCGGUUUCAGUGCAAGGCCUCAACGAAAUGACCUUUUGGUCAAGAAACACCUCUUCCCGUCACAAACGAGAAGUGUAUGGCACAGAUACUCGCUUCACCAUUGCUGACAAGCAGUACUCCACCAAAUAUCCCUUCUCCACCUCGGUGAAAAUCUCUACUGGGUGCUCUGGGGUUCUGGUGUCACCCAAACAUGUUUUGACAGCUGCACACUGCAUCCACGAUGGAAAGGAUUAUCUAGACGGAGCUCGGAAGCUACGUGUCGGCAUUCUGAAGGAGAAGAGCAGAAGAGGGAGAGGAAGAGGAGGGAGGGCAAAGGGGAAAAGAAGAAAAGGGGACAAAGGUAAAGAGGAAACACUGGAAAAGGGGGAGAAAGGGGAACGCAAAGGAAGAGGAAAAGGGAAGAAGAGCCGGAGUCGUCGAAGCGUUGACUCUGGGAAACCUUCAUUCAAAUGGACCAGGGUCAAACAGACCCAGAUCCCAAAGGGCUGGUUUAAAGGUGUCUCAAAAGGACUGACUGCAGAUUUUGACUACGCUGUUCUGGAGCUGAAGAGAGCCCCGAAAGUAAAUUACAUGGAUUUGGGCGUUAUCCCCUCUAUCAAGAAGCUCCCUGCUGGUAGGAUCCACUUCUCUGGCUUUGACGAUGACCGACCUGGUAACUUAGUGUACCGGUUCUGCUCCGUCUAUGAGGAAUCCAAUGACUUGUUGUAUCAGCACUGCGACGCCAAACCCGGCUCAAGCGGCUCAGGAGUUUACAUCCGCCUCAAAGAGCCGGGCCAAAAGAAGUGGAAGAGGAAGAUCAUCGGGGUUUUCUCCGGUCACCAGUGGGUGGACGUUAAUGGGGACGGGAGGCAGCAGGAUUACAACGUGGCCGUGAGGAUAACGCCCCUCAAGUACGCUCAGAUCUGCUACUGGGUCCAUGGGGACUCAAGCGAGUGCCAAGUAGCCUAAAACAUAAAACUCCCGCUAUUCCGCUUUCAUACCCACCGUAUCUCACCCUAGUUCUGCCUAACAGACCUCCCCUACCUUCACCCAUCAUGUUUUCUAAGCCCAUAGAAGCUAUUCAACGGUUUCCUCCUCUGAUUACUUUCUUUUACCUUGU
Messenger RNA from Cyprinodon tularosa, 1646 nucleotides. It is a transcript of the gene prss35, whose product is annotated as serine protease 35. Lineage: Eukaryota; Metazoa; Chordata; Actinopteri; Cyprinodontiformes; Cyprinodontidae. The transcript has 2 exons. The record is from RefSeq and is a predicted model, not a curated record. Gene Ontology annotation, molecular function: serine-type endopeptidase activity. Bases 245 to 1495 code for a protein of 416 amino acids. Gene Ontology annotation, biological process: proteolysis.